UUGUGCCUGUUCAGUUUCGAUCGUUCGCAUCUCAUCGUAUACUGAUAGGAAUGAAUAACCACUAAACAGGAGUGCUUUCUUCAUGAAAAACGUCGUCGAGCAAAUCAUAAACCUUCUCCAAGUGCUGGAUCAUCAAACACGUAGCUGACUCGAUCGUCAUAGAUGCAAGACGGAGUCUCGGACGCAACGUUGGCAUUUCAUCUUUCUGGACAUGCCAUGGUUUUUUCGAUCGCUCGCUGCAUGCGUCUGCCUACUCGUUUCAGUCGCCGUGAUGCACCUCGUUUAUCUCCGGGAACUACUUUAUCUUACUUUGUUAUGGAUGUGUCAGGAUCGAAAUCGACAAAAUCGAAAAACUUGUAAUGCAUAAAACGCAGGGCACUGAAAGCCUGUAUUGGGGAGCAGGCAAAUGAGACCGAUUGUAAGCCUGUUCACGGGUGUGCAAUGUGCUGCCGGAGUAGCAUGACAGGAGCAGUCUUCUUUGCCCAAACAGCAUGACAGACUGGAUUUGGGUGCUCGCGAAAUUUGUCAUGCGCCACUUGGAAACUGAGUCUCCAACUGGCAUCGAUCUUGUGCAUCGCAAAUUUUUCGAUUUUGUCAAUUUCGAUUCUGACACAUCCAUAUUUGUAGGCGAACUCGAACCGCUACCACGUUGAAUUGUAGUGAUCUUGCAUCCAUCGCCUCCGCCUAAAGACAAUGCACAAUUUUAUUAUUUACCGCAAAAAUAAAACUCGGAUGACAAGAACACAGGCUAUGCAGUGAGUCACGGGGCCUCUUCUGUCUGCAUGAUGUGUAAGUUACUAAUGUAGGUUUUAUUGUCAGCAGACUACGCUAGCACGCUCGGGUUCAUCGUUUUGGCACCACAUUUGGGAGAUUGUGGACAUCAUCCACGGAAUAAUUGAGGAAGGCAACGACCUUUUCGCAUAUUUUGCCUCCACCAAAGGGAUCGAACAUUAUCGCCCCAUUCCGAAUCCGCAGGCGUUUCUUGCCUGGGGUGGCGAAUCCAAAAGGAAGUUUUGCUUCCUGGUGGAAAAGGCAGAGACUCUAAUCCGUGCGGCGAGCGGGCACGACCUGGAGGACGGACGACGGCAGCACCACUCCUCGAAGGUUUAUUUGCAGUUUCGGCAGUAUCGCGGCCUGGCGUUCUCGAGGGUUGCACCGGGGGAAAUCGUUGGUAGUGGCGAAUACCAAGCGGAAUAUUUCGAUACUGUUGAACACGAGCGGAGAACUAUCCAAUGCUGUGUACCUUAAAGGAGUAGAGAGGGUGUCAUCGACCGAAUUUCUUUGGUUGGAUGUGUAUGUAACCGGCUAGGGCGACAUCGUUGCCUAUGAUCUCCGAAUGCAGCGGCCCGGAUUGAUCAAGUCACUGGUGCUGGUAGUUGUGAAGGAGGUUCUGGAUGAUCUGGGACGUGAAUCCUCCACGCAUUUUAUCGUGAAUAGUAGGGUGCUGAACAAAUAAGGCACAGAUUGAUAGUACCGAUAGGCAUGUAUGUAAUAGAUUUUUAUGGGAGAUGAACAACAGCAUGUGAAGAAUUGUGUCGAUGCAUGCGUUUUUUCAAGGCUGCCACCCUCCUUCUAUACUCGUCAUGGUCUGGCCGCAGGGGUAUGCGGAGCACUAUAUCUGCCAACACAACGUUCUUCCUACGGAGCGUUUUUUUCGGUUUGUAGUGCAGUUCGCGGAGGAGCACGACUUGCCAUUGUCGCGACCACAGGAAAUAAGUCAUGAAGGAAAGGCGGCAGGUUCCACCACCUGGGAAGAUGCUGCAGAGCGAACAUCCAGAACGCAAGCAGCUGGCCUGCCGCCGCCACCUGCUUUUCACCCGGAAGCGCCAGACGCAUUGUUCGGUGAAUUCGCGGGCAGCCAAGAAACGCGCGAUGCGGAGACAGAAAAGCGUGCUAGUGGUACUGUCGGUUCAGAGACUCGGCGCGUAGUCCUGGAGGGUUUCUGGAAACCUUGACGCUGAGUGGGUCGUUGUUUCUCGGGACGGAGACUUGAUGUUUCUGGACAAAGUGCACAAACGGCUGUUUUGCAGCGUACGAGGCACAGUGGUGUGCCGAGAAAGUAAGUUCUUCGAGCGCGGCACGUCAAACAAUGAAUAGAGACUUCGAUGCACAGCACUUGCUGAUUGGCUUUUUUUAGGUUUUUCAACAUAGCAAAUCAAAAAGGUGCAAACAAAGUGUCUGAUGCGGAGAUCCACUUGAAGCUGCAGAGGAGCUUCUUAUUGAUCUAUAGUGGCUU
Molecule: messenger RNA, 2236 nt
Organism: Amoebophrya sp. A120
Lineage: Eukaryota; Dinophyceae; Syndiniales; Amoebophryaceae
Source: the annotation of a GenBank genome assembly